Canariomyces notabilis is the source of this 851-nucleotide messenger RNA. RefSeq lists its product as uncharacterized. The coding region runs from base 108 to 707 and encodes 199 amino acids. Lineage: Eukaryota; Fungi; Ascomycota; Sordariomycetes; Sordariales; Chaetomiaceae. The transcript has a single exon. The record is from RefSeq and is a predicted model, not a curated record.
UAUAGUCAGGGCAGGCCGGUACCAUUCGCCCGCUUGUCCCUUCUAAGUGUCGAACUGUCUUCUCGCCGGAUACACGACAAGCCCGCCUCUGCCGUGAACCACCAAACAUGAUACUCGAAUACUCCAUGACCGCCAAACCCAGGCUUCACACCCGCAAAAUCCAUGACACCUACAACGGCAUCAGCCACAUCCCCUUGGCAACGCAUGUUUGUGCCCGUGCCAGAUCCGGUGGCAGCGACCAGCCCCUUGGCCCUCGUCCAGACCAGGUCUUCUCCAUAACCCUCUUCUACGCAGCCAACAGGGCCUGUGAGAUCUACCGCUCCGUUGACGACUUUGUGACUCUCGGCCGUGCCCUGACGACGUCGUUCUACUCCCCCGCGCAGUUAUCACCGUUCCCGGCGAUGCUACUACUACCCUCCUCCCCGAGUUGCACGGAAAAGGAGGACGAUACCCGUACUGCUGCUACUACCAGUCCCGCUAUAUGCUUAUGUACUAGUACUGCGCCCUGCAGCGCUCUUCCUUACUCCCCUGCCUCGACAGACCGGAGGGAAGCCACCGCUGCCCGGCUGAGCUUGGAACUGAACCGCUUCCUUGAGGAUGUACUCGGGAGAAUGAGGGGUGAGAGCAGGCAUGGACUGGACUCGUCGGCGAUGGCGGCACUGGAGCGGUUUCUGAGGCGGAGGGCGGGUGAUUGUGGAGGGAGGUGAUAGGCUUAUGACCUUGAGAGAGGGAGGAAGGGCGAGGAACGCAAGCUUCGCUGUAGCAUUGAUUAGAUGACGAUAUCAAUACCGACCUUAAUCAAAGCCAUCCCUUACAUCCCACCGUCUUCCAUCCGUAAAAUACAGUAGAUU